ACAGACAUUACUUGCAAUUAAUAAAAUCUUUAACCAUUUACAUACCUUAGAUUAGAUUGAAAGGGUAAAGAAGAUGCUCCCACUCCCUCUAAAGCUGCUUCGCUCUUUGGUUUUAGGAGAAACCAUUCACCAUAAUCCUCUCCUUCAUUCUCACUCUCAUAAUCAUGAUGUUAAUCUUCACAACAAACAACCCAGUUCAUCAAAAACUCCAUUGCUUCUUUUUCUUCCCACCAAAGAGCUCGUCACUGAUACUUACAGGCUUGCCACCAUUGCCAGAGACAUGGGCAUGGACUUAUACCCUUCCCCUUCACUUUCUCACAUAAUUUUCUCAUACCCUUCUUCUCAAUCCUCUUCUUCUUCAUCUCCAUCACAUUCUCAUUCUCAUUCUCAUUCUUCUUGGUCUUCAAUCUCCUUAUCAUCUUCAUUGAUUCUUCCAAAUGACGCUGUUCCUCUUCCCUUUCCCUCACUCGCUUCCUCCUCCCUAUCCCAUCUCCGUUCCUUUGUGUCCCUCUCUCAAGGCCUUUUCAAGUUAGUAUUUUUGACCGGCAAUUCGGACUCCACCCAUCAUAAAGUUGAAAACUUUAGUAGCCACUGGGACUGCUGUUCUUUUUCUCUGUUUUCCCGGUUAAAUGGUGAUCGGAUUGAUACAAUGGAGGCCUUUUCUCGGGUCCUGGCUGGAAUGGGUUGGACCCUUUUCAAGACGAAGAACAACUCUAACUCGUCUUCAAAUUCUAAUGGUAACGGUAAUGGGAAUGGGAAUUCGGUUUACUUGUUUAGGAAAGUGGAUUCGGGUCGCGUCAGGGCUCUCAGAGUUAAUGGGAGAUGUCGAAUUAGAGAGCUGAGAUUGCCUGCGUUGGAUUUCAGGAAUGCCCCUUUAAGAAUUUUGCAGUAUCUUGUUCUAAUGACUGAUGAUGUCUUCUAUCUCGCGUAAAUGGAUAUGUGAGAAGGGUUUGUAUGUAUGUCGGGCGAGUGAACAAGACAAAGCAAGGAAAAUUGUAGACUUUGAAAGGUUUCCGUUUAUCAAUAAUUUACCAAGUUUUCUUACUCUUUGUACAUGUCUUUCAUGUUUAUGUCAGAUUGCUCACAUUGAAGCUGGAUACAAUAAUAUUAACCAUUAUUGAAA
Pistacia vera is the source of this 1123-nucleotide messenger RNA. RefSeq lists its product as uncharacterized. The transcript has 2 exons. Bases 74 to 931 code for a protein of 285 amino acids. Lineage: Eukaryota; Viridiplantae; Streptophyta; Magnoliopsida; Sapindales; Anacardiaceae. The record is from RefSeq and is a predicted model, not a curated record.